GAAACAGACCUAAAUAAUAAUUUUGAAAUACGAGAAAAAAUGGAAUUCGAGCGGCGAAGAAGAGUUAGUGCACCAGCCAAACCGUACGGAGGUUCAGAAAAGCUGGAAAACAAAUUGAAACAUGGGUUUUAUGGAGGCGGAAAAAAGCUAUCACAGUCAGCUUUGUUAAUCUCGCCAUCAUGGCAGAGUUUUGAUAGAGAGGAUGUCGGCGGUGACCCGCUUGACACGAGUUGGGACUACAUUGAAGAAAUGAUGAAGGACAACAAAAAAGCAGAGACAAUUAAGCUUUUGAAAACACAACAAGUCAGAGGUUCCGUUAAAGCACUCAGUCCAAGAACUACAGCAGAAACGACGACAACUUUGAAGCAACUAAAAAAGGAGAUUUCCAGGAAGUUUUCUCGCGCACGUUCAGACUCAAAAUACUCGUUGAUACCUUGGAUGGAUUGUAGUGACUGGGAGGAGUCUUCGGGAGAUUUCAUUCCGGUUGAAUUCAAUCUAGGCUUCUUGGAUGACUAUAUGUAAGGGUAACAUGAAAAUUAAUUAUAAACUCGUUGCUGUUGUUUAUGAUUCAAAAUGCCCAUGAAGGACUGCAGCCAGAUCGGUGUAGAGUCCUUCUUGGCCAUGACGAGGUCGUGCUCCAGUUUUUUUUAAGGCAGGACAUAUUAUACUUUUCGUGCGCGCCGAUUGCCCAGUUCUCAGGAAUACAUUGGUAAGCAAUAUUCACUUCCGAGGAACCGCACAGACAGAAUUGCGCGUCAAGAAUUUAAUUUGCGACAAUUUUUCGGUAUGUUGACAGAAAUAAUCCAAUUCUGUGGUUUCUGUCUGCUGGACCCUCCCAAGCAGUUAAUAAGUACAUGAUUCCACUGCCAGCGUUCAGGUCCUUUUUAAAAAUUGAAUUUAUAUUUAAUGAGUAACAUUUAAUAAGGUACUGAGCUGGGUAGUUACAUUUAAUUCAGACACGUUUAAUUCAGACACAUUUCGCAGAGAACAAAAUAGUAUUAUUAGUUACACUGUAACACUUUUGCAGCAUGUGACGAAAUCACGCGACUCUUGCUUCGUCCAUUAUGAAUCAUUUUUACUCGUGUCACGUGACAAGCGAAUAGAGUUGUUUUCAUAGCAAAAAUUUGUUUACGGCAAGGUUUUCAGUAUGCUAAUUUUUCAGUGUUUGGUACACUUAUUUGGUCGACUUGAGUUGUCAUGUUAGAUUCACGCUGCAUUGCAAUUCCAAAACAUAAGAGUUCCCUGAGUCACAAAAUUUCGAAAAGCCGCAAAGAGGAUAUCAAGAUUAUUUACUGUUUUAGUACAGAUUAUUUGUAACUUAGCGCUCAUAUGAAGUGACUUAAAGGUUUGAGAGAAGGCAAAAAUGAAAUGUCAUUUUAACAUUACACCCGCACCACUGGGGGUUAAAUGGGAAUGAAAAACCUGUCAGACUAGUUUGGAGGGGUACUUUAAAAUAUUGCUGAUGUUUUCAUGCUUUUGUAUUUGUUUGUGUACAAUAUCUGAAAUAGAAAAUGAACACAAUGAUCCUCGAUCGAGAGUCAUCGGCUUUGAGUUUUAUGAUGUUAAUGUUAUUUAAACUGCAUUAUUGAUUAAUUCAAUAAAAGUCUAGUAAAUAAUUCCUAAAGCGCUUGUUGAUUAAUAUUUGCAUCAUAAACUUUCAGAGAAUUGAAUCAAUCGAUAUUCGAUUUACCGCCCACUUAAGUCAGAUAGCUUUCAUCGAAAACUUUGGUCGCGUGGCAAGCACUCUUGGGGGAGGGCAGGGGUUGAUAGUCUUCAGGCGUAUGAUGAACAACCAACGACUCACGCGACUACACGUAUAGCGUGAGUCAUCCUCGACGAACACACGUAUCUAAUCGCAUCUUUUUUUUCCACCUCUACCGCGCGUCUUUUAAAACAAACGGGCUUUUUGAAAAGAAAGUUACAUAACUGCUCAUACUGAUAAGUUAUUCUGCAUUAAAAAUUAUCUUAUUUGCAAUAAGUGUCAUUAAUAUAUAGUCGCUACACACUCCGGUAAGAAUGACGAAAGCGUGAUUCGCAAAAAAAAAAAAAUUGAAACCAGCGAAAUUUUAAGAAGACGAAAAUUUUCCAUCUUAUCAUAUCAUUGUCAACAUUUAGUGUAUGACGGAAGAGAUUAUGUUCUUUACGGAACGAAAAAAAGACAGCGGGAUGAAUUUUGAUAUUUAUCUGAGCACUAUCAGUCGAAAGGAUCGAUCACGCGACACCCGGUCAGGUGGACGAUAUUUGGCGUAUGAGGGGCCUAAACAGAUCAUUAAAUGCCGUAAUUACAUGAAAACAUUGAUAUUUUAGGCACGAGAAAAACAAACGUAUCAUUAAUCAAACUACAAAGUUCAUACAUAUCGUUAAAAUACGACAGUUUCCUCAACUAUCUCCAAUCGGGUGGUCCGUUUAGCUAAGACGGUUUCGUGGUUAGAAAUAUUCCAUUUGGGUUUUUUCUUUUUUCAAGUAUUCCUUGAGAUGAGGCCCGAAAAAGGUUCAGAGAGGAUGCGCAAAAAUGGGGGGAGUUUUGAAGUACUCAUGAAAGAAGCGUUUAGUGAAAUUUCAGAAAAUCUAAAGGAAAUCGAAGAGGAAGGUGUGAAGCAAAAGCAGAAAGUUGAUAUUCAGCGAAGGAGAAGAAUCAGUGCACCGGUCACAUCGUUUGGAAGACUAGACGCUUCGGAAAAAGAUGUGGAACUCAUUUUCCCUAAACGGAAGAACACUCAACCAUCUUUGGUCAUCGCUUGGCCCGAGUUGCAAAGCGUGGAAGAAGAAAGCGAGGAGGGUGAAGACAAUGAAGUUUUAAAAGAAGAAAUAAUCGCGGAAAUUUAUAAAAAGGAGCAAAACCUGAAUGAAAAUCUCCCAAGAAGACGCCGGGUCAGCGCUCCAGCCAAAACAUUCACAGAAACCGCAGACAUGUCAACUUUUAAGCAACUCAGGAAAGACAUUGGAAGAAGAUUGUCAAGGACGAGAUCUGAUCCAAUUUUUUCGACCCUGCCCUGGUUGGACUGGAUUGAUGAAGAACCGGAGCCGGAUUUUGAACCAGUUGAGUUUAAUUUAGACUUCCUUGAGGAGUUGAUCAAGGGGUAA
Messenger RNA from Pocillopora meandrina, 3084 nucleotides. The record is from the annotation of a GenBank genome assembly. NCBI's taxonomy places the organism in Eukaryota, Metazoa, Cnidaria, Anthozoa, Scleractinia, Pocilloporidae.